AUGGUACUCACCGGCUACUUCUUUUCAAAAUUGACUAAUAUAAUAGGAAGAAAAAAGACUAUGUUACUGAUAGGCGUACCUCAAAUAUUGUCGCUGUUGAUUUGCGGAUUCGCGAGAAGUAUCUAUGUCUUCUAUAUCGGCAGAGUGUUUGCUGGUCUGGCGAGUGCGAUAGUUUGGUCAGCCCUGCCGGCUUACAUAGGAGAAGUGGCGUCACCGCAGGUUAGGGGAGUAUGGGGCAAUAGUCUCACUUCAGUUAUUUAUGCCGGACAGUUCUUUAUCAAUGUUGCUGGAAGUUACUGUGAUAUAUUAACAGCUUCUUGUAUAUUCACUUCUAUUUCAGUUUUGUUUUCCGUAGUUUUUUAUUUCAUGCCAGAGUCACCUUUCUUUUUUAUUAUAAAUGGAGAUGAAGAGUCUGCUAAGAAGUCGUUGAGGUUUUUGACCAGAAAAACAAAUGUUGAUAAGGAUUUUUUAAUGCUCAAAAAGGAUGUUGACAGACAGAUGUCAGAGACUGGUAAUUGGAAAGAUUUGUUUUGUAUUAAAAGCAACAGAAAGGCUCUUACAAUUGCUCUAUUUUUAAGAAUAACCCAAACAUUUAGUGGAUCAGCAAUAUUAACUCAAUAUAAUCAAUAUAUUAUAAAGAAAGCUGGAGGAAAUGUAAGCCCGGAAAUCGCCUCCAUUAUUUUUACCGGUCUUUGUGUAGUUUUUAACAUUUUCGUAAUCAGUUUCAUAGUUGACAGGUUUAGCAGGAAAGUAUUGUAUGCAUCCUCAUCAGUCCUUUGCAGCAUGGUUCAAUGCACACUGGCUUCUUAUUUCUACUUCGAUGAAUUUGUCCCUAACGCAGAUCUAGACUCUGUGUCUUGGUUGCCAUUAACCUGCCUCAUUACAUUCCAAAUAGGAUGGUCCUAUGGCUUAGCAAUCAUACCAACCCUAAUGAUGGGAGAAUUGUUCUCGGUUAGUAUAAAGUCAAAGGCUAUGAUUAUUAUGAUGGUUGCCUUGGGAGGAGGAGUAUCUUUUGUAAACUUAUUGUUCAAUAUUUUAAAUAGUGCUUUGGGAACUUUUGCUCCCUUCGCCUUUUUUGCGCUCUGUGGCAUUGGAUCAGCUAUAAUGUCCUUGUAUAUUAUUCCUGACACUAAAGGCAAGACUUUGGAGGAAAUACAAAUGGAUUUAAAAGCAUCUUCGAAAGAUAACAACAAAAAUAUUAUAAAAUUAGGCAUUGGAAAGUAG
This is a messenger RNA of Diabrotica balteata, 1224 nucleotides long. The record is from the annotation of a GenBank genome assembly. Lineage: Eukaryota; Metazoa; Arthropoda; Insecta; Coleoptera; Chrysomelidae.